Molecule: messenger RNA, 569 nt
Organism: Struthio camelus australis
Lineage: Eukaryota; Metazoa; Chordata; Aves; Struthioniformes; Struthionidae
Source: RefSeq, a predicted model, not a curated record
UGGACGACAACGGGGUGCUGGUGGGCAACUGGACGGGCGACUACGCCCAGGGCACCAACCCCUCGGCCUGGGCCGGCUCCGUGGACAUCCUGCGCGCCUACCACAGCUCCGGCGCCCCCGUGCGCUACGGCCAGUGCUGGGUCUUCGCCGGCGUCAUGACCACGGUGCUCCGGUGCCUGGGGCUGCCCACCCGCACCGUCACCAACUACAACUCGGCCCACGACACGGACGUGUCGCUCACCACCGACAUCUACUUCGACGAGAACAUGCGGCCCCUGGAGCGCCUCAACACCGACUCCGUCUGGAACUUCCACGUGUGGAACGACUGUUGGAUGAAGCGGCCCGACCUCCCCAAGGGCUACGACGGGUGGCAGGUCCUCGACGCCACCCCCCAGGAGACCAGCAGCGGGCUGUUCUGCUGCGGGCCCUGCUCGGUGACGGCGGUGAAGAACGGCGAGGUCUUCCUCAAGUACGACACCCCCUUCAUGGCUGCCACCUUGGCCAACAUGGCCGCUGCCUUCCCUCCUUCUUCAUUGGGCUCCCCAAGAUGGCCACCACCACUGGGCUGA